Callithrix jacchus (white-tufted-ear marmoset) is the source of this 1004-nucleotide messenger RNA. RefSeq names its product selenide, water dikinase 2-like. Gene Ontology annotation, cellular component: cytoplasm. Gene Ontology annotation, biological process: L-selenocysteine biosynthetic process. NCBI's taxonomy places the organism in Eukaryota, Metazoa, Chordata, Mammalia, Primates, Cebidae. Gene Ontology annotation, molecular function: selenide, water dikinase activity; ATP binding. The record is from RefSeq and is a predicted model, not a curated record.
GCCCCCACUGGGCCGGGGCCUGGUGGGUUGUCAGGAAGAGGCGUUGCAGGAAACCGGAGUGGGCCCCAGCCCCACUUUUCCAGCCCUGGGCAUUGGGAUGGACUCCUGCAUCAACCCCCUGAGGCAUGGGGGCGUCACUGGUACAGACCACGGACUUCUUUUACCCCUUGGUGGAAGAUCCCUACGUGAUGGGGCGCAUAGCUUGUGCCAACGUGCUGAGUAACCGCUACACCAUGGGCAUUACUGAGUGUGACAACAUGUUGAUGUCACUCAGCGUCAGCCAGAGUAUGAGUGAGGAGGAACGCAAAAAGGUAACGCCACUCAUGGUCAAAGGCUUUCGGGAUGCGGCUGAGGAAGGAAGGACUGCAGUGACUGGUGGGCAAACUGUGGUCAAUCCUUGGAUUAUAAUCGGUGGAGUUGCCACUGUGGUAUGCCAGCCAAAUGAAUUCAUAAUGCCCGAUAGCGCAGUGGCUGCAGAUGUGUUGGUGUUAACCAAACUGUUAGGAACCCAGGUUGCUGUCAAUGCCCACCAAUGGCUGGAUAAUCCUGAAAGAUGGAAUGAAGUAAAGAUGGUGAUCUCCAGAGAAGAGGUGGAGCUGGCGUAUCAGGAAGCCAUGUUCAAUAUGGCUACGCUCAACAGAACUGCUGCAGGUUUAAUGCACACAUUUAAUGCCCAUGUGGCCACAAAUAUCACAGGCUUUGGCAUUCUAGGACACUCCCAGAACCUUGUGAAACAACACAGAAACAAAGUGUCCUUUGUUAUUCAUCAUCUGCCAAUAAUUGCCAAGAUGGCUGCCAUCAGCAAGGCCAGUGGACGGUUUGGGCUUCUUCAAGGAACCUCAGCUGAAACCUCUGGAGGAUUACUGAUUUGUCUGCCUAGAGAACAGGCGGCUCACUUUUGUUCUGAAAUCAAAUCCUUCAAGUAUGGAGAGGGUCACCAAACAUGGAUCACCGGCAUUGUGGAAAAGGGAAACCGAACGGCCCGGAUUUUUGACAAGCUGUGA